AUGUCAAAAAAAGAAGGCAGGAAAAUAGUUAAAGAUCUUGAUGAAAGAUUUAAGGAGCAAGAAUUUAAGAUUGAAUCUAAUAACCUUUCGAAAGCUUUAACCUAUAAAAGAAAAGAAAAGCAUCAGGAAGCAUGGGAAAUAAUCCAAAAUCUACUUACAUGUAAACAACCCAUUAUCCAAUCUCAAGCUGAAUAUUUAGCAGCUGAAUACUACCUGAAUGGAUAUGUAAAAAAGGAUGAAAACAAGGCUUUUGGGUUUGCAAAAAAACUUGCAGAUAAAGAAGAAUACAUGAAAGCAUUAAAUAUUUUUAACCAAAUUUCUAAAAGAGAAAAUUCCAAGUUCAAGGAUAAAGCCUUAGAUAUGAUACAUAAAUAUAAAGGGAUGGAAUCUGAUGUUUUUCAAAAUAUUGAACAUAAUAAUGGAAUAUCAGUUUUUAUCCCACAAGGUUACUCACCAAUUCUUAUUCAUGAAGAUGCUACAAAAAAAUUGAAAACUCAAGGAAUUCCCAGAUCUAAAUCUACGUGUUCCAGCAUUGAUCUUUCAUCCCAUUAA
This is a messenger RNA of Racocetra fulgida, 552 nucleotides long. The record is from the annotation of a GenBank genome assembly. Lineage: Eukaryota; Fungi; Glomeromycota; Glomeromycetes; Diversisporales; Gigasporaceae.